This is a messenger RNA of Tribolium madens (black flour beetle), 1243 nucleotides long. RefSeq names its product E3 ubiquitin-protein ligase RING1 (gene Sce). Gene Ontology annotation, cellular component: PcG protein complex; ubiquitin ligase complex. NCBI's taxonomy places the organism in Eukaryota, Metazoa, Arthropoda, Insecta, Coleoptera, Tenebrionidae. The coding region runs from base 46 to 1158 and encodes 370 amino acids. The transcript has a single exon. Gene Ontology annotation, molecular function: chromatin binding; ubiquitin protein ligase activity. The record is from RefSeq and is a predicted model, not a curated record.
UCAUAUGUCAUAAUUGUCAACAAGAAAAAGUCAACAAGAGGUGCAAUGACGACGUCCGAGCAAAUUGGACUGAACAAAACAUGGGAGUUGUCCCUGUACGAGCUGCACCGGACCCCCCAAGACGUCAUAACCGACAACACGGAAAUUGCGGUGUCCCCCCGGAGCCUCCACAGUGAGCUCAUGUGCCCCAUAUGUCUCGACAUGUUGAAAAAGACCAUGACGACGAAGGAAUGCCUCCACCGUUUCUGCUCCGACUGUAUAAUCACAGCUUUGAGGUCAGGCAACAAAGAGUGCCCCACUUGUCGCAAGAAACUUGUCUCGAAGCGGUCCCUGCGCCCCGACCCCAAUUUCGACUUGCUCAUCUCUAAGAUUUACCCCAGUCGCGAUGAAUACGAGGCCCACCAGGAACGAGUUUUGGCCAAAUUGAAUAAAAGUCACUCGCAGGCAGCUUUAGUCAAUUCCAUCACAGAAGGAAUUAAAAUACAGUCGCAGAAUCGCCCCAAUCGUUCGCGGAAAAAUAACGAAAUCGAUCGGAGUCACGGUGAAAACCCCGAAAAUCCCGUGCCCCAAAAUGAGAAUAACACAGUUGGGGCGACUCAGCCCCCCACUGGUGUGGUGAACAACGGCAGUCCGGCCCCUUCAGGACGCAGCACUCCAUCGCAGCCCCCCAGUCCCGUCUCGUCCAACGUCAGUUCGAUCAGCAAGUCGAUAAAGCGCCCCAAAAGCACUCUAACAUCCGAACGAAGCGAGGAGAGUGAAUCGAGCGAACGCACGGAGCAGACUGACACAGAGGGCGAAGGCCCGUCCGAACCCAUGACUUUGAACGAAAUCGAGCUGGUUUUUAAGCCACACCCCACUGAAAUGUCCGGUGAUAACCCCCUUGUCAAGGCUUUGAAGGAAAACUCCAUCAGAUAUAUUAAAACAACAGCAAAUGCCACUGUUGAUCAUUUGCAUAAAUAUCUGGCGAUGAGGUUGACUCUUGAUUUGGAUUCGCAGCUCCCGACGACUCACAGUUUGCUUAAUUUUUGUAUUUAUAUCUCGCCAACGGCUGGACAGUAUGUGCAGUUGAACGGAAAUCAGACUUUGGGGCAAGUUAAUGACAAGUAUUGGAAGGUGAAUAAGCCCUUGGAGAUGUAUUACUCGUGGAAGAAGACAUAGGGAACGCGGAAAGGGGGCAACACGAAGGCUCCCUAAGUGGCACGAUUUGUACGAUGUAAUAUUUAAUAAACAAUUAUUUAACGUC